Vigna unguiculata (cowpea) is the source of this 471-nucleotide messenger RNA. RefSeq lists its product as uncharacterized. The record is from RefSeq and is a predicted model, not a curated record. Lineage: Eukaryota; Viridiplantae; Streptophyta; Magnoliopsida; Fabales; Fabaceae.
AUGGACAUUUUCAAGCGACUGCAGAUUAACAUCCCUUUUGUUGAGGCUAUGGAGCAGAUGCCGACAUAUGCAAAAUUCAUGAAAGAGCUCCUAACAAAAAAGAGAAGAUUCUCUGAAGAGACAGUGGAGCUUGAAGCAGGGUGCAGUGCUAUAAUUCAGAAAUCAUUACCUCAGAAAUCCAAGGACCUUGGGAGCUUCACUAUUCCAGUUACAAUCAGGACAUUACCAGUGGGAAAAGCAUUGCUUGAUCUGGGUGCCAGUAUAAAUUUGAUGCCUUUGUCUAUGCUAAGGAGAAUAGAAGAUCUGGAAGUAAGGCCUACACGGAUGAUAUUACAGCUAGCUGACAGAUCCAUGAAGUAUCCCUAUGGUGUGGCAGAGGAUGUCUUAGUUAAGGUUGACAAAUUCAUGUUCCCAGUUGAUUUUGUAGUAAUGGAUAUUGAGGAAGACACUCAAGUUCCUCUAAUACUAUGA